Cotesia congregata is the source of this 1131-nucleotide messenger RNA. NCBI's taxonomy places the organism in Eukaryota, Metazoa, Arthropoda, Insecta, Hymenoptera, Braconidae. The record is from the annotation of a GenBank genome assembly.
AUGAUUUUCAAAGCAACUCCUGAGUUCGCGAUAGCCUUCACUAAGUUCACAUCACUGCUAAGUACUUCGUGGCCAAACUAUCCAGGCUCUCCUAAGUGGAAAUUCGUUGUCUUUCAAAUAAGAUGGUGGGCAACAUUUUUUCUGGCAGUAUCAGCCUUUUUGCCGAUGUGCUAUGGGGCUUAUAACCACUGGCGAAACAUAUUAAGCUUCACAAAAUCUCUUUUUGAUGCUGUCAACACUAUCCAAACUUUCGUCAAAAUGAUUUUAUGCAAGAUACAUUACAAAAAAAUGCAGUAUUUGUUGUGGGAAAUGGAAAAGUAUGUUCUUAAUGCUAAACCUCAUGACCGGGAAAUGUUCAUACUUUACAUAAAACGUUGUGGAAAAUUGCACGUAGUUUCAAUGAUAUGUGGAUUUAUGACAAUUGCCAUGAUAAUAAUAGCACCUAUUGGAAUGCCUCAGCCAUUUCCCAAUAUCGUGGAGUAUCCAUUUUCUACUGAAGGACAUCCUGUUUUUGAGUUGAUAUAUUUGCACCAAAGUUGCGCUACCAUCCAUUGUCUCUCUAUUUUGACUUUCGACUGCCAAAUUGCAUUACUCCUGUGGUACGCUGGGGCACGGCUUGAGCUUUUGAGCCAAGAAUUUCAUGAUGCCGCUGAUUAUAAAUCCUUCAAUGAGUGCGUCAAGAAACAUCAAUACUUAUUGGGGUACAUUCAAGAUAUUGUUAUCAGUAGCCGUCACAUUCUUGCGACUACUGUCAUAAAUUGUGUGUUGGCUACCAUUACAAGUGGGAUUCAUAUUGUUGGGAAUGAACCGGUAGCUAUUAAAGUUCCUUUCGUCGUUGCUUCAGCGAUCAUAAGCGUAGUGCUUUAUGUGACUGCUUGGCCGUGUGAACAUCUUGCUCAUAUGUGCAAAAUCGUAGGAAUAGGAUUGUACAACUCACCUUGGUUUCAAAACACCAAGCAAAUGAACACAAGUGUUCUAAUUGUAAUACAACGAUCACAGAAAGUCGCAAGCAUUGAUGUCGCUGGAAUAUUACCCUCGCUUUCGUUGUCAUAUUAUGCAACAUUCCUGUCUAAAAUAUUUUCAUAUUUUACUACCCUGCGUGUUAUGUUAUCGAAAAUGGAGAUCGAUUAA